Ictalurus furcatus (blue catfish) is the source of this 2645-nucleotide messenger RNA. RefSeq names its product histamine receptor H2a (gene hrh2a). Gene Ontology annotation, cellular component: membrane; dendrite. Gene Ontology annotation, molecular function: G protein-coupled serotonin receptor activity; neurotransmitter receptor activity. NCBI's taxonomy places the organism in Eukaryota, Metazoa, Chordata, Actinopteri, Siluriformes, Ictaluridae. Gene Ontology annotation, biological process: G protein-coupled receptor signaling pathway, coupled to cyclic nucleotide second messenger; chemical synaptic transmission; adenylate cyclase-activating adrenergic receptor signaling pathway. Bases 694 to 1887 code for a protein of 397 amino acids. The record is from RefSeq and is a predicted model, not a curated record. The transcript has 2 exons.
UCUGUUGCUGUUGUUCCAAAUGGACCGACUCCUGGACCUUAACUUGUUAGAGUAGUUUUAUCUACUGAACAAAGCACACAAGAGAUAAGAAAAAAAAGGUAGGGAAAACCCCAAAAUAAUAAAAAAUAUUGGUCAUAAGUUGGAAAAAGGAACUUAGUCAUACAAGAUUACAGACAGGGAGUUGAGAAGAGGCAGCCAUAGUGACAUACAUAGAACUAGCUCACUUACAUACACACACAUGCAUUAAGAGACAAGCACGCCUUCUGUACUUGAAAAGAACCCAUUUAUCCAUGUGAUUGGCUAAGAGAAGGAGUGCACUGAGUGCGCAAGAGAGCGAGAGAAAGGAGAGUGGAGAGAGAGAGUGUGUGGGUGUGUGAGAAAGGGAGAGAGGACAUCACAGAAAUGGAGGUCACUUAAAGAGCAGAAAGGAAAAAUAUGAUGCACUGCUUAUGCUCACCAGAAGAGGGUAGCAGACUCUAACAUGUCUUAUAAAAUGGACUCCUCUGGCCCCAAACAAGGAUUCACCUGUGGAAGGUCAAACAGUGCACUUGAUGAUGCAUUUUCUGUAACACAACUAACAUAGAGAUCUUACACAUGCAGCAUGUUGGCUAUUCACCUAAAAAUGAUCAACUUUCCACAUUAAGAUACACUUGCUAAUGCUCUCCUGCUUACAUACACUGGUUCAGUAUUAAAAUGUUGUCUCAGAUAGCAUUAGGUGUGAUUCUCUCCUGCCUCAUCUUGUUAACGGUGUGUGGAAACGUGCUGGUGUGUCUGGCUGUCUGCGCAACCAGACGUCUACGCAGUGUCACCAACUGCUUCAUUGUGUCCCUCGCCAUUACUGACUUACUACUUGGAGCUCUCGUCCUCCCUUUCUCCACUCUCAUUGAGGUGACUGGGGAUUGGCCACUGGGAGCUCACUUCUGCAAUGUCUACAUUUCAAUGGAUGUCAUGCUGAGCACUGCUUCUAUUCUUAACCUCCUGGCCAUUAGCAUAGAUCGCUACAUUGCAGUCACGGUGCCUUUACGCUACCCCACUCUGGUGCUGCCAUGGCAUGUUGGUACGUCAUUAGCAGUAAUCUGGCUGGUAUCUAUUGGUGUCUCGUUUGUUCCUAUUCACCUGGGCUGGAAUACGGUGGACCAAACGGUGCAGAAUCACGGUAAGGAUGACCCUGCGGGAGACUGUCGCUUCGAGCUAAAUCCCACUUAUGUGGUAGUGGAUUCAGUAGUAACCUUUUAUCUCCCCCUGGUGGCAAUGUGCUGGACUUAUUACAGAGUGUUCCGCAUUGCACGGGCCCAGGCAAAGAGAAUCCUUUCCAUACAUCGAGCGUACUCUUCAACCACUAUGUCUUCAUUAUCAGGAGCAUCAGCGUUAGCACUACGUGAACACAAAGCUGCAGUGAGAUUAGCAGUUGUGCUGGGCGCCUUUGUAGUUUGUUGGUUUCCCUAUUUUACUUUUUUCACCAUUAUGGGGAUACGAAAGGAGACAGAUCUUCCACGCACUGCAUACUCAGUGGUCAUGUGGCUAGGCUAUGUUAACUCUACGUUAAACCCAUUCCUGUAUGCUGCGCUUAACAGGGAAUUUAGGUCUGCUUAUUGCAGGCUUUUGUGUGGCUGGAGGGGCAUUAACACACCAACAGGAACGCCAACUACUGCACUAGAGGCGGGGCUGUUGAAUGGGCUCACCCCUUCCAGCAGCAGGACAGAAUUCAUACCUGGAGCCUGUAUCAUGCUACAGGACAUGAGCAACGGAAACAGGGAUGGCAGCAAUGGGACAUCUCUUAGCAUCAUCAGUGUCCUGUCUAAUGGCCACAACAGGUAUUGGAGGCACAAAACUAAUGGACAACAAUUAGAAUACACAUUACAGGGACCACUUUAUAAAUGUAUUUAAUUUUACUUAAUGAAUACAUUUUUGAUUUAUUACAAGGGUAUGAUGUUCAAUAAUCAUCUCUCUAUCCCUGUUUAUUUCUCUCUGCCAGAUCAUAAUACUUUGAACAAAUCUGGACGCUGUCUCUCUUUCCAUAACCCCAAUCUAGGCUUCACCCCAGUUUCUAACGGCCCCCUAGUAUGAAGCAGGUAGCUAAAGAUAAAAUUACUCUGAAAUAUAUGCAUAAAAAGAAGGUUUAGGAGUUCUGCAAUGCAAAAUGGAGAUUAAUUUUCUUUCUGUUAUCUUCAGUAGGAGUUGUCAGCCAUAGUCUGAUGAAACAUUUGGUCCUCUUGAGAGUUCUGAGGAAAGAAAAGCUCUGAAGAAAGAUUGAAAGAUUGUGUAUUGAAUCUUACAAGAACAGCUAAAAAAAAAUAUGAAUAAUGGGGCAAAAGUGUGUGGGGGGGAAGCUAACAACGACAACACAUCUAAUAACAAACAAACACAUCUCUCUGCAAACAGACGAGGCCUGAUUGUUGGCGGCUACAGGGAUAGAGACUGUUAGAAACGAACAGAAAGCGUUCUGUGCUAUAUGGUGCCCUCUCCAGGUCAGUGGAGGAACUGCAACAUAAAUGUGAAGACUGUACAAAGACUGAAAAGUUAUCGUUUGUUUUUAUUGCUGUCAACUAAUGCCAAAAAUCUGUAGAGAAUUUCAUGUUCAACGAGAAUAUAUAAAGAUAGAUUUAAAGAUGAACAGUAAAAUAUCCAAUAAAAAAUACUAACUC